Messenger RNA from Acytostelium subglobosum LB1, 1236 nucleotides. RefSeq lists its product as hypothetical. The transcript has 2 exons. Lineage: Eukaryota; Evosea; Eumycetozoa; Acytosteliales; Acytosteliaceae. Bases 1 to 1236 code for a protein of 411 amino acids. The record is from RefSeq and is a predicted model, not a curated record. Gene Ontology annotation, biological process: signal transduction. Gene Ontology annotation, molecular function: 3',5'-cyclic-nucleotide phosphodiesterase activity.
AUGCUGAUACACAAGGUCAUUAUGGAGUCACCUCUGGAAUCAAUCACCAAUUCACUGUCCGAGCUUAUCUCGGAUCAAUCACUCAAUGCCACCAACCCAACACUCAAGAAAGAGUUGGAAAACAUCCUCAUUCAAAUAUCAUCCAACAAUGACCUCUACGGUCCAUCAGCCAAUCAAAUAAGUAAUCAAGUUGAUCUCAAUCCAAUUGCUAGAUCACUUUUAAAGACAUAUAGUAAUAAUGACUUGAUGGUACAUAAGACUUCGAAUCAUUGUACAUUGUUCAAUUUGAAUAAGGAGAUUGAACAUCUGAAAGUUUGGGGAUAUGACCCAUUCAAUCAUUCUGAUGAACAGUUGAUAUCAAUGUUACAAUCAAUGUUUAUGUAUUAUCAGAUGCCAGAGAAGUUGAAGAUAUCCGAUAUCAAGUUGAAUCAAUUUAUUAUACAUGUUAGACAACUAUAUCACAGCCAUUCAUAUCACAACUUUUAUCAUGCAUUCGAUGUCACUCAGACAAUAUUCACAUACCUCACUACCUUUGGAUUUGGCAAGCAUCUCACUCAUCUGGACAUCAUCGCGCUGCUGCUGAGCGGACUGUGCCACGACCUCAAUCAUCCCGGCUACAACAACGCAUUCUUAGUCAAUACAUUCGACCCACUGGCCAUCCAGUACAACGACAAGUCAGUUUUGGAGAACCAUCACAUUCAGCUGAUGUGGACCCUGUUGGACCAGUUCCAAUUCCUCAAGAACUUGAAGUGGGACGAGAAGAAGGAGUUCCGCACAUCAAUCAUCAACUCGAUCAUCGCCACAGAUAUGUCCCUGCACUUUCCCCUGGUGACCAAGCUGAAACAAAAGGUCACCGAGCAGAAGAUGAACCAGUUCAAGUACAUCAACAGCACUUCUCAAGAUCGCCAGUUCCUCAUGGAGCUGAUCCUGCACGCGGCCGACAUCUCCAACAUUGCCAAACCAUGGGAUAUCUCAAAGUUGUGGUGCGAGCGCAUUGGACACGAGAGCUUCCUGCAGGGCAAGAAGGAGGUGGAGCUGGGCAUCCCCACGACCGACUGGAUGGACGAGUCCAAGACCACCGUAGCCAAGAACUCCCUCAACUUUAUGAUAUACAUUGGUGAGCCAUUCUUUAGUCAAAUGGUUGAGUUGUUCCCACAGACCAAGAGUUGUCUUGAUCAUCUCCAAGAGAACAUUAGAACAUGGAACAAUAUAUCAAACCUCGAAACGACUAAAUAA